Molecule: messenger RNA, 976 nt
Organism: Panonychus citri (citrus red mite)
Lineage: Eukaryota; Metazoa; Arthropoda; Arachnida; Trombidiformes; Tetranychidae
Exons: 5
Coding region: 398-850 (150 amino acids)
Source: RefSeq, a predicted model, not a curated record
CUGUCUCUCCCCGGAAUUCUCAUCACUUCUUCUUCUUGAUUCUUCGCUAUCGGAGUGUCUAGUGAAUUGCUACAUCAUCAUACUAAUCAUAAUCAUCAUCAAACUAAUGCCAACGUGUUUACCUUCGUUUUCAUCUCUUAUUAUUAAAAUUUCCAAUCAAUAGAAAAAAACAAAAAGGUAAGCUCAAGUGAUUAAAUUGUUCUCUGGAUUCCUUAUCUUUGGUUAUUUAGCUUUCUGAUUGCUCAUACUAACAUCAUAAAGCUAUUUAACCAAAUUUGAGGAACCAGAUUCAACCACCGUAACCAACUAAUUGUAAUGAUCGCCACCCAUGGACGAAGACACCGUGAUGGUCAAACUAUAUCUCUAAAUAUGAACAAGAACAUGAACAUGAAUAUUCAUGUUGGAACAAAUUUCUUUUUGUCAACUUUGGACUAUCGUUUUAUCACAAAUAACUUUACAUAUCGGCCUAGCGAUCGCAUUUGUCGGUACAUUUGAUGGGGCAAUGAAAGCUCAUGGACGGAGUGAAUAUUGUGACGAUCCAUUGAUACCACGGACAAUUAGUAGUAUUUUCGUUGCUUUCUAUUGCUUUGGAAAUGGAGUGGGUCCUGCAUUGGCUGGCUUUCUCGUUGAAAAUAUGGGCUAUCGUAAAGCUGGAUGGCCAUUGGUCUGCCUUGGACUUGCUACGGGAAUUGCCUUAUGGAUAUCAGGAUUUGCUGCUAAACAACAUCAACCCGACUGGACACAAGUAGCCAAAGAUGAGACGCCCUUUUACCGUCGCAUUUCAAUAAGCAAAAGUACCCACAUCAAAUGUGUCACAACGGCUCAAGAACCAAUAGAGGAAAAUCAAUAAAGGAAAAACAAUUUCGAUUAUAAAACAAUUAUGAAGGAAACGGGUAAUCAAAGGCACACCAAUCAACCUCUAAGGAUUAAUUGUAUUUCUGCUACUGUAACAAUUAAAGGAUACACAGAAAAUCAA